This is a messenger RNA of Colletotrichum acutatum, 352 nucleotides long. RefSeq lists its product as uncharacterized. Bases 43 to 303 code for a protein of 86 amino acids. The record is from RefSeq and is a predicted model, not a curated record. Lineage: Eukaryota; Fungi; Ascomycota; Sordariomycetes; Glomerellales; Glomerellaceae. The transcript has a single exon.
GCGCGUGUGGUGGAUGGUGGUGUCUCUCUUUUAGAUAUCGGCAUGGGCUGUCGUCUGUCCCUUGUCUUGCCAGUCUGUCCGUCUGUGUUUUUGGGGGGCAGAAUCGUACAGAGUAGAAGGGCUGCGCGUGUGUGCUAUUGUCUGUGCGUGUGUGCGUGUAGAGUGCGCGUAAACUGGAAGUGCGUGUGUAAGAACCGUGCGGGCCGAAGGUGUCUGGUUCUUUGUUCUUGUGCGUGGUGUGUAUCUGGAAAAGUACGAACCGGGAGUACAAGCGCGACAUAUGUCGACGUCUGCCAGAGGUAACGUCGAGGGACAAGAGAAGUAGCGAUGGUGGAAAUCGGGUGAAGAAAAA